GCAAUACAAAGGCAAAAACAAGAAGUCAAGUAAUCAAGUAAUUGAAGUCAAUCACUUAGUUGACUUGUUGUUUGUUUGCUGGCCAAAUAGAGGGUUUCUCUCUGGCCAAACAGAGGGCUUCUACUUCUAGCCUUCUAGACUAUCUUGUAUCUUCAGUCACAGAGUCAAUGAACACGGUUGAUAACACACUUACUUAUAGGUCAAUGACCGUCUUCUUGAUUUGCUAUUUAGGCGACAGUUGAAAGGGGCGAAACUGUCAGUUUCCAAGACGGUCUGUAAAAAUAGUUUUGUUUCAUAUUCAGUACGUCUUGGGACUAGUAAUUUCUUUCCAGAUUCCAGCACAUUAUACAUCGAAAAGAGUCUCUGUUGACUGCGUGUUUAAAGCCAUGAUUGAUCCAGUGAUACUUGUGCAUGGCGGAGCCGGAGACAUCCCUGAAUGGCGAGUUCCGCUAAAGUUGCAUGGUGUUCGAAAAGCUGCCAGAGCUGGAUAUGUCAGUUUGUCAAAGGAUGAAUGCUCCGCGUUGGAUGCUGUAGAAGCUGCCGUUAAAGUAAUGGAGGACGACGAAGCCUUCAAUGCGGGUAAAGGAUCCGUUCUAACGAUUAAAGGAACGAUUGAAAUGGAUGCCAUAAUCAUGGAAGGAAAAAACUUGAAAACAGGUGCUGUUGCUGGUUUAAGUAAUGUUUCCAAUCCGGUCACAGUUGCUAGACUCGUGAUGGAUAGCACACCUCACAUUUUUCUAGCUGGCCCAGGUGCUAAUUCAUUUGCUCGGGAAAAAGGAGUACCGUUUGCAUCUGACGACGAAUUAAUUACAGACUUUGCUCGUGAGGCGCUGGAUGAUUUUAUCCAUGGCAGAGGAGAAGCUACCAGUGAACUUGGCCAGGAAAGCAAACAUGGGACUGUUGGAGCGGUAGCGAUAGAUCGCUAUGGCCGUAUGGCUUGCGCAACAUCGACUGGAGGAAUGACCGGCAAACUUCCAGGAAGAGUUGGAGAUACUCCACUUGUCGGAGCUGGAGGAUAUUGUGAUGACGCUGGAGGGGCUUCAUCUGCAACAGGUCACGGGGAAUCAAUCGCCAAAGUAUGUCUAUGUCAUCAUAUAAUUGGAUUAAUGCAAUCUGGUUUGGGUCCGAAAGAGGCAACACAACGUGCUCUAACAAACAUGCAAAAUAGAACUGGAGGAACCGCUGGGGCGAUAACUCUUUCAAAUAAAGGUCAAGUAGGUAUACAUUUCAAUUCCAAGCGUAUGGCUUGGGCGUACGUAAGAAAUGGAGAAGUCCAUUCCGGAAUUAAUCCAGAUGAAGAUGAAAUUGAAUUACUUUGAAUACGUGCAAUAUGAGAAUAAUAAACUGGUGUAGACUA
Daphnia pulex (common water flea) is the source of this 1357-nucleotide messenger RNA. Its product is annotated as isoaspartyl peptidase/L-asparaginase-like. Gene Ontology annotation, molecular function: asparaginase activity. Lineage: Eukaryota; Metazoa; Arthropoda; Branchiopoda; Diplostraca; Daphniidae. The transcript has 4 exons. Bases 387 to 1319 code for a protein of 310 amino acids. The record is from RefSeq and is a predicted model, not a curated record.